This is a messenger RNA of Effrenium voratum, 666 nucleotides long. The record is from the annotation of a GenBank genome assembly. Lineage: Eukaryota; Dinophyceae; Suessiales; Symbiodiniaceae.
AUGCAGCACAGCGGCAUCCUCAACGAGUUCUGUGCCCUUUCUCUGUGGGGCAAUGUGGUCCUGGUCGCCAGCGAGUACGGUGUGGCCCAGUACUUCAAGCUGAUGACGCACGUGGCAAAGCGCACGGACAUGAGGUACUCUCCAGCGCCUACCUCCGAGGAGAUGCAGCCACACGUCAAGGAGCGCUUCGAAGCGGACUUUGGCGAGGAGGGCGUGGCCCAAAUUGUCCGCUCCUUGGACGGCUCCUUCGAGCUCUUGCGCCGCUUGGAUGAAAAUCGAGCCCUGGGCAUCGAGGGCGUGAAGAAGUGGCACAAGGAGCAGCUCGAGUACAGUCUGGAGCUGACAAAAACAGGGAUGGAGAAGGAGGAGAAGGCCACCAAGACCGGCAAGGCCAUGUUGGCCGCUGCAGAGAUGGCCUUUGGGCCGCCAGUGAAGGCCUUCGACAAGGCCACGCUGGAGCUUGCUCAAGUGGGCGGCGCCAAGAUCGAGACCAAAAAGGAUGAUGGGCUCCAGGCCUCAUGGGCCUCGCCGCUCACCGGGGAGGUGAUGAAGGAAUUGGUUUGCGAUGAGGGCGUGGCCGCCAUCAUGAAGAAGCGCGUGCCCGCAGAGACUUACAAGGAGUUUGAGCAGGUGAUCAAAGGCAGAUGCCCCACAGUGAAGCAGUAG